GGAAAGCAGCAGACCCCAGACACCAUUUCAAUCAAGGUUGAAGAGGAUAUUGGUGGAGGCAUUCCCGCCGUAGAAUACUGCGAUGCUUUUGGAGACCGUAGCACGCAGCGCGGCGCCACCUCGGAGAGUCUGGGUGUGGACGCCCCUGGCUCCUCCCACAUUGCCAGUCACAGGGAGGAACUGAAGAUCCUUAUCGUCCAUGAAAAAGGGGAGGGCCCACUGGCGGUGGACGGCCAUGACACCCUCUUCAUCGCGUCAGAAGUGGAGGCCCUGAACUCGCUGUCUGCGGACCACAGCGCGGCCAAGAGCCUGGAGCGCGGCGAGCGGCUGGUCUGCCACGAGGAGCUGAGUGUGCAGGUUGGAGAUGAUCUUCUCAUUCCCUAUCCAAAAGAGAGGCUUCCUCUGUUACAACUCCAGCACACACCCAUAGCAAGCACACACCUUUAUGAUUCAAUGUGGCGUAAGUGGGGUUUAACAACUUUUCUGUACAAAUGAAAGUCUUGUGUGUGUUACCUUCUUAAUGUGGAAAGCAGCAGACACCAGACACCAUUUCAAUCAAGGUUGAAGAGGAUAUUGGUGGAGGCUGGCCCGCUGUAGGUUAGUAAUACACAUUGCAUCUAUGCAAGCAAACGACCUGGAUCAAAUGAGAAUGUACUAGAUUCUACCUGCGCUAAAAAGCCUGGUCCUCUUUUAAAAUGCAUCAUGACCAGAGCCCUGCUAAAACACGAGGACUACUUAUACAGUUCAUAGUAGAAUGAUUCACAUCUUCUUCAUGGCAAACCGGUGUCAGGAAUGCUGAAUCAGCUCUGACUCCCAUUAUAACUACAGUAUUGGUAAAACGGGUGAUGAGGCAACAACCUUUGACCCUUACCAACCCAAGGGGACAAGGAAAGUGCAUGAAUCAAAAAAUAAAAGUUAGAAAGAAUGUCAAAAUAUAAUUCUUCCUAUACACACAAGUGUGUACAAAGAACAAACUGUAUAAAUAAUGAAUUAAAACCAUUAUUUUCGCUCUUUCUUUGUUUUCCUCUCUGAAGAUGUCAAUGACAUCAGAGACUGCAGCACGCAGCGCGGCGCCACCUCGGAGAGUCUUCGUGUGGAUGCCCCUGGCUCCUCCCACAUGUCAAGUCACAGCGGGGAGCUGCGCAUCCUGAGCGUCUACGGACAAGGGGAGGGCCCACUGGCGGUGGAUGGCCAUGACACUCUCUUUGCCGCGUCAGAACUGGAGGCCUUGAGCUCGCUGGCCGCUGACCACAGCGUGGCCAAGAGCCUGAACUGCAGCGUGAGGCUCGUCCGCCUUGAGGAGCUGACUGGGCAUCAGGGCGGCCGCAAGGGCCGGCCCGGUGUCUUGUGUGGAAAGGUUAUUCCCAACGAUGCCAAUAUGAUCGUCCACAUGAGGACCCACAACGACGAGAAGCCGUACUGUUGCUACCAAUGCAUGAAGCGCUUCAGUCAGAAAGGCUGCCUGAUCCGCCACAUGAUGACUCACGAAGGGGUGAAGCCCUACAAGUGUGACCAAUGCAUGAAGUGCUUUGGAGAGAGCUCCAAGCUGAAGCUCCACAUGAGGACUCACUCUGGCGAGAAGCCUUACAAGUGUGACCAAUGCACGAUGCGCUUCCGUCGGAAAGACACCCUGAACCGCCACAUGAGGACUCACACCGGGGAGAAGCCCUACAAGUGUGACCAAUGCACGAUGCACUUCAGUCAUGGCUCCACCCUGAAGAUCCACAUGUGGACUCACACCAGCAAGAAGCUCUACAGGUGUGACCAAUGCACGUUGCGCUUCAGUCAUGUUUGCGCCCUGAAGAUCCAUAUGAGGACUCACUCCGGCGAGAAGCCCUACAGGUGUGACCAAUGCACGAGGAGCUUCAGUCGGAAAGGCACCCUGAAGAUCCACAUGAGGACUCACUCCGGGGAGAAGCCCUACAACUGUGACCAAUGCACGAUGCGGUUCAGUCAUGGCUCUGCCCUGAAGAUCCACAUGAGGACUCACUCUGGCGCGAAGCCUUACAAGUGUGACCAAUGCACGAUGCGCUUCAGUCGGAAAGGCACCCUGAAGAUCCACAUGUCGACUCACACCGGCCAGAAGACCCACAGGUGUGACCAAUGCACGACGCGCUUCAGUAAUGUUUGUGCCCUGAAGAUCCAUAUGAGGACUCACUCCGGCGAGAAGCCCUACAGGUGUGACCAAUGCACGAGGCGCUUCAGUCAGAAAGGCACCCUGAAGAUCCACAUGAGGACACACUCUGGGGAGAAGCCUUAUAAGUGUGACCAAUGCACGAGGCGCUUCAGUCAUGGCUCCGCCCUGAAGAUCCACAUGAGGACUCACACUGGCAAGAAGCCCUACAGGUGUGACCAAUGCAUGAGGCGCUUCAGUCAGAAAGGCACCCUGAAGAUCCACAUGAGGACACACUCCGGGGAGAAGCCUUAUAAGUGUGACCAAUGCACUUUGCGCUUCAGUCAUGCUUGCGGCCUGAAGUUCCACAUGAGGACUCACUCCGGGGAGAAUCCCUACAAGUGUGACCAAUGCACGUUGCGCUUCAGUCAUGUUUGCGCCCUGAAGACCCAUAUGAGGACUCACUCCGAGGAGAAGCCCUACAAGUGUGACCGAUGCACGAUGAGCUUCAGUCGUGGCUACGCCUUGAAGAUCCACAUGUGGACUCACACCGGCCAGAAGCCCUACAGUUGUGACCAAUGUACGAGGCGCUUCAGUCAGAAAGGUACCCUAAAGAUCCACAUGAGGACUCACUCCGGCGAGAAGCCCUACAGCUGUGACCAAUGCACUUUGCGCUUCAGUCAUAGCUCUGCGCUGAAGUCCCACAUGAGGACUCACUCCGGGGAGAAUCCCUACAAGUGUGACCAAUGCACGUUGCGCUUCAGUCAUGUUUGCGCCCUGAAGACCCAUAUGAGGACUCACUCCGAGGAGAAGCCCUACAAGUGUGACCGAUGCACGAUGAGCUUCAGUCGUGGCUCCGCCUUGAAGAUCCACAUGUGGACUCACACCGACCAGAAGCCCUACAGUUGUGACCAAUGUACGAGGCGCUUCAGUCAGAAAGGUACUCUAAAGAUCCACAUGAGGACUCACUCCGGCGAGAAGCCCUACAGCUGUGACCAAUGCACCAGGCGCUUCAGUCAUAGCUCUGCGCUGAAGAUCCACAUGAGGACUCACUCCGGUUAGAAGCCCUGCGUGUGUCUGCAGUGCAACGCCAGCUACAGCGACCCAAGUAGUUUGCGUGUGCCCAUACUCAAGCACACGGGGUAACGGGAUGCUUUGUUUGAGACCUCUGACACGUAGUUAUUACUGCUUAAUAAAAAAUAUCAUCAUGAUUAAACGCUUUCCAAUUAUUGAUUUGA
Gadus morhua (Atlantic cod) is the source of this 3351-nucleotide messenger RNA. RefSeq names its product zinc finger protein 431. Gene Ontology annotation, molecular function: DNA-binding transcription repressor activity, RNA polymerase II-specific; RNA polymerase II cis-regulatory region sequence-specific DNA binding. Gene Ontology annotation, cellular component: nucleoplasm. The coding region runs from base 1118 to 3175 and encodes 685 amino acids. Lineage: Eukaryota; Metazoa; Chordata; Actinopteri; Gadiformes; Gadidae. Gene Ontology annotation, biological process: regulation of transcription by RNA polymerase II. The transcript is spliced from 2 exons. The record is from RefSeq and is a predicted model, not a curated record.